Messenger RNA from Callorhinchus milii (elephant shark), 1173 nucleotides. RefSeq names its product chromosome unknown C22orf23 homolog (gene cunh22orf23). Bases 457 to 1155 code for a protein of 232 amino acids. NCBI's taxonomy places the organism in Eukaryota, Metazoa, Chordata, Chondrichthyes, Chimaeriformes, Callorhinchidae. The record is from RefSeq and is marked provisional. The transcript has 7 exons.
GAUGCGAGAAAGCUAUAUAGAGAGAGAGAGAGAGAGACAGAGAAGUACCAACCUGAGCCGUACAGCAUAGCCAGGAUAAUGGAGGAAAUCCAGGCCGUGUCACUGUAACCCACGUGAAACUCUUUCAUCAGCUCCUUGAAGUAGACGCUGACGGCCUUGGGGAAGGCGUAGGAGAAGCCGGUGAUGACAAAGCAGCCGACGAGGAUCACCCACCCCCACCCUCCGUCGGGGGGCUUGACAGCCACAGCGCUCUCGUCGGGAGAAGACACCCCCAUCGUGAGGGGGUGGGGGGCUCUCAGUGUCUGAGACGGAGGGACACAAGUCAGCACACAGCAAAACCUCUGGUCGCUCAUCACCGGGAGGGCAGAAAGGGCUCAAGCGACCAGUUAUCAGGACCCGCUGAGUUACGCUCAGAUCACUGUAGAACAAAGAAUAGAAGAGAAAUCUGUCAGCAACAUGACAGCGAGUCCGAGAGGGAGAGUGGAGCCAGGGCUUGGAUUCUGGAGCUGUCCUAAAGUUACAUACAGUAAAGAGACCCGGGAUCUGAUAAAAGUGAUGAUGGAGGAAUCCCGAUUGAACAAUUUCCAGCAGCGACAGCUGAAAAAACAGAUGCAGGAGGGAGGUACCUUCCCAGUCAGAUGUGAUCCUGCCUCCAGCAACUGCCCGAAACCCCCUCCCUCACCCCCGAGCCCCUCCCUGGUGGUUGACCCCAUGUCCAGGCCACACAUGCGGAGCGAGCAAAGCUGCCGGGCCGGAGAUGCCUAUCACAGAGACAAGUACCACCCCCGGCCAGUCAGAGACCUGGAAAAGGAAAAGCAUCGACUCCAGAGCAUCAUGUUCAAAGGAAGGGACCAUCCCAAACCGGUGCCGGUCAAGGAGAAGGUCCAAGAGAAGGCAGAGCCGCCACCGGAAGUGGACCGCUUUGAGGAAUUGCUCACAGAGAUCGAAGACCGUAAAGAGUUCCUGGAGGAAAUGGAGACUCUGGGGCGAGGAAAGGACUAUCGAUCCAUCAUCCAAACGGAAAUCUCACAGAAAAUCCGAGAGAUGGAGCAGAUUGACAGAAAGAGGACCGCCGAGCUCCAGCAGGCGCUGGAACAGGAGGAAAAGAAGGCGUCUGAGAGAUCUCAGGUCCCAACCCAGAGCAGAUGCACCUAAAUAAAAUAAGAUAUAAUU